Molecule: messenger RNA, 1080 nt
Organism: Antechinus flavipes (yellow-footed antechinus)
Lineage: Eukaryota; Metazoa; Chordata; Mammalia; Dasyuromorphia; Dasyuridae
Gene: PHLDA2
Product: pleckstrin homology like domain family A member 2
Exons: 2
Coding region: 189-614 (141 amino acids)
Biological process (GO): positive regulation of apoptotic process
Molecular function (GO): phosphatidylinositol phosphate binding
Source: RefSeq, a predicted model, not a curated record
UCAGAGGAGCCGCCGCCGCCGCCGCGCCCGCAGCGCGCCCCGAAGCCGCACCGUCCGUCCGUCGCGUCGCCGCAGAGCCGGGCUGCGCGCUGCGCCCCCCCUCCCCCUCUCUGUGUCCGUGCCGUCGCGGGCGCUACAGUCGGUCCACGCUGGGGGCGGAAGGACCUGAGGCCGCUGGGUCGGGAACCAUGAAGGUCCCGGGCGCCGUGCUCCGUGAGGGCGAGCUGGAGAAGCGCAGCGACAGCCUGUUCCAGCUCUGGAAGAAGAAGCUGGUGGUGCUGAGCACCGACCGCCUGAGCCUGUUCCCCGACGGCCCGGCGGCGGCCCGCAGGGGCGCGCGCCCCAAGGAGCUGAGCUUCCACUCCAUCCUCAAGGUGGACUGCGUGGAGCGCACGGCCAAGCACGUCUAUUUUACCAUAGUCACCAGGGACCGCAAAGAGAUCGACUUCCGCUGCCCCGACGAAAGCUGCUGGAACGCCUCCAUCACCAUGGCGCUCAUCGACUUCCAGAACCAGCGUGCCAUCGAGGAUUUCAGGAGCCGGCAAGAACUGGAGCGGGAGCGGGAACGGGAGCAAGCGGGGCCACCCGAGCGCCGGCUGGCCCGCGCGCCCUGAGCCGCACACCCGCCGGCCUAUCCGACUGACCGAGAGAGAGCAGAGCCUUUUGGUUGGAACUUGAUGGGGACCUUGUGUCGCAAUGAAAGGGAUCCCCGAAGCGCCCACGAAGGAAGAGGGCUGAAGCUGAGAGCCAGAUCUCCCUGCGGGCGGGGAGGAAGCGGAGCCCAGGCCCUCCCCGCACGGCAUUGGGGAGCUGGCCCCCGCGGCCCCUGGAGCCUGCCCCCCUACCCAUCCACCCCCGCGGCCCCUCUACCCACCCACCCCCGCGGCCCCUGGAGCCUGGCCCUCCGGCCGCUUUAUUUAUAAUGACUCGGGAACUGUGGCCGUUGGCUGGGGGCCACGGCCCUUAACUUAUUGUAGGAUCUAGAUUUCUAUUUAUUUCAGUGGCUUCGAACAUUGUCUUAAUAUUUUUUCAUGACGCGUCCAUUCCAAAUAAAUGCCUUGAAAUGCUGACUUUUUCUUA